AUGAAGUUCCUCGCCGUCUCGUCCGUUCUCUCCCUCCUCGCGGCAACAUCGACCGCUGCCCCUCCAAAGGCGCUUGAUGUCGAUAUUCUCUCCCACCUCGCGUCGUCGACCGCUCCCCUGCCAAAAGGUCUUGAGCGCCGCUGGGAGGCUGGCACAUGUUCCGUCCAUCUCAGCAUCGAAUAUCCUUUUGAUAAAGAUGCCAUGUGGGAUGUUAAUGCAUCAGUAUACGACAAUGCAGGAACACUCACGGGCGAGGCCGCAUUCCCAAGGACUUUUAUCAACAACUACAACGGCGUCUAUGGUGCCAAGGAUGUGGGCUUGAAUGAUCGCCUCUGGAUGAUGGCCUGGCACAACAACACUGCAAACGUUGCUUUGAUGCAAUAUGAGCAAGUUAUUAUCCAGACUGGAGCCCCUGGAACUACGAGCCAUAGUAAGGAGGAUGAGGCGGGCCCAUGGGCGUGUGAGAAUGGGCUCCUCGUGGACGGAUACAAGGUUGAAUCAACCUGCACUUUCGCGUGCUAA
Messenger RNA from Clonostachys byssicola, 522 nucleotides. The record is from the annotation of a GenBank genome assembly. Lineage: Eukaryota; Fungi; Ascomycota; Sordariomycetes; Hypocreales; Bionectriaceae.